Molecule: messenger RNA, 942 nt
Organism: Halteromyces radiatus
Lineage: Eukaryota; Fungi; Mucoromycota; Mucoromycetes; Mucorales; Cunninghamellaceae
Exons: 8
Coding region: 63-803 (246 amino acids)
Cellular component (GO): cytoplasm
Molecular function (GO): oxidoreductase activity, acting on the CH-OH group of donors, NAD or NADP as acceptor
Source: RefSeq, a predicted model, not a curated record
UUUUUUUUUAUUUUAUUCUUUUUUCUUUUUCUUUUUUUUUGAAUAUUAUCAAAUCAAUCAAUAUGACAUUAGAACAAGAUAUUGUUUUAUUUAAAAACAAAGUAGCUGUGAUAACAGGUGGUAGUGGAGGUAUUGGAUUCGCUGUAAGCUCUGCUCUUGUGGAUCGUGGUGUCAAGGUCGUCAUUGGUGAUGUUCUAAAGAAGGAAGGUCAAGAAGCUGUCGACAAUCUCAAUAAAAGAGUUGGAAAAGUCGUGGCCAUCUUCCAAUACUGUGAUGUCCGUUACUAUAAUGACUUGAAGAAGCUUUUCAACGUGGCGGAAACAAAGUUUGGUGGUGUAGACAUUGCUAUAUUGAAUGCAGGUCUUGGCUUUACACCUGGCUCUGCUCUUGAAGUAAUGGAUGAUGAAAGUGAACGUUUGAUUUUUGAUGUCAAUAUUGGUGGUGUAGUCAAGGGCAACAAAGUAGCUAUGAUGCACUUGGUGAAACGACAAGGAGGAGUUAUUAUCAAUACUGCUUCUAUAGCUGGUGUUACUACUACCGUUGGAAUGGGUGCUUAUUCUGCUACUAAACAUGCUGUAGUAGGUUGGACCAGAGCUCUUGAUCAUUUACAAGUUUUAGGUAUUCGGGUCAAUGCAGUAUGUCCUUCUUGGACAGAUACCAACAUUAUCAAGUUACCAAAAGAUGCUGAUGGCAAUCCACAUGAUUUUUCUGCUGUUUUGGAUGCUUGUCCUUUGGUACCUAUGGAAAAGGUGGUGAAUGCUUUUUUGGAUUGUAUUCGAAAUGAAGAACAUGUCGGUACGUAAUUUGAUGAUAAAUUUUUCCUCUUCAUUCUAAUAUUUGUUUCUUUUUCUCCUUUUUAAGGUGAAACUUUCGUAGUGACUCCAGAAGGCCAUCAUCCACAUCCUCGUUCUAAUAUUCCAGAUUCUUGUAUUGGAGAUGCCA